AUGACGCUAACGCUGUACCAAGGACGGCACAUGGUGCGUCGCCUAGCAGGGCCGCUGCUUGGCGUGCGCAUGAACUCAAGUGCAGCAGGUGGUGAUAAGCGUCGGCCGCGUGAGUCGCUGUUGCGCCGCAACUUGGCACCGCUUUCGCCGCCGACGCCGCCGCCACGCAAAGUGGAAUACAACCCGCUUACGGUGGCCCUGGUCAAGGGAGCAGGGCGAUUGCUGGGCUACAACUUUGUGCGCAGCAAAGCCAUCAAAGUCACAGGUGAUCUGUACGAUCGCGCGGCGAUGCGGGCGCAGGCGGAGGCGCAUUUCUGGUACAAAGAAUGUGCACUUCCAGCCUCGUUUCAGACGUGGUUCCAGUUGACGAACUUGCAUGUGUUUCUCCUUUUAAGUCGGUUCCGUGCGCUCCCGUCAAAGGAAGCACAGACGUAUGCGCAAGAGCUGAUCAACCACUUUUUCAUCGAUACCGAGUCGCGUAUGCGCGAGCGUUUUGGCGUGCAGACGUCGCGCCUGGUCAAGGGGUAUAUGAAGGAUCUGCAUCAGCAGCACCGAGGCUCUGUCGUAGCAUACGAAGAGGGCCUCGCCACUGACGACGUACGUCUCUCGGCGGCGGUCUGGCGCAAUGUGUGGGGCGGCGGCUGGGGCGUGAUUGGCGGCGUGAAACGUAAGCUGCCCAAGAUUGACCGCACGUCCAAGGGGGAGGAUCCCAACCUGGAGGGCACACCGGAUCUGGCUCUGGACAAGGAGGUACCUAUGUUGAGCGCGUCGCAGGAGACGGAGGAAGAUCGUGCUGCCCGUGCAGAGCUACUUUUCCCGCAGCACUUGGAGCGCGUCACACGGUGGCUGCGGCGUGAAGUGUACCGCCUAGGCCACUUGCCUGACGAGGUCGUCAUGGAUGGCGAUGUGUACGCGCCCCGUGCCGUCGCAGGCGACGUGGUCGGCCCUCCGACCGCGUCCACCGCGACAGCGCCAGAGCCUUCGCCAGCGACAUCCAAGGCGGUGGUCGUAUCAGCGUAUACACGUAUUUAG
Malassezia pachydermatis is the source of this 1032-nucleotide messenger RNA. RefSeq lists its product as hypothetical. Lineage: Eukaryota; Fungi; Basidiomycota; Malasseziomycetes; Malasseziales; Malasseziaceae. Gene Ontology annotation, cellular component: mitochondrion. Gene Ontology annotation, biological process: mitochondrial respiratory chain complex III assembly. Bases 1 to 1032 code for a protein of 343 amino acids. The record is from RefSeq and is a predicted model, not a curated record. The transcript has a single exon.